Molecule: messenger RNA, 1526 nt
Organism: Paraphaeosphaeria sporulosa
Lineage: Eukaryota; Fungi; Ascomycota; Dothideomycetes; Pleosporales; Didymosphaeriaceae
Product: terpenoid synthase
Exons: 2
Coding region: 74-1117 (347 amino acids)
Biological process (GO): trans, trans-farnesyl diphosphate biosynthetic process
Cellular component (GO): cytoplasm
Molecular function (GO): dimethylallyltranstransferase activity; (2E,6E)-farnesyl diphosphate synthase activity
Source: RefSeq, a predicted model, not a curated record
GACCGCUCCCGCCCGCCUCUCCGCUCUGUCUCCGACUCCUUCCUGCGUUGCUGUAGAAAUCCUUCUCGUCAAGAUGCCGACUACCCUGAAAGAGUUCGAGAGCGUGUGGCCACGCAUUGCGGCCGACGUUGCAGACCAUGCCAAAAGUUACAAACUGCCCCAGCAGCCCCUUGAUUGGUUCAAAGAGUCCCUCGAUUACAACACUGUGGGCGGGAAGUGCAACCGCGGCAUGUCCGUCGUCGACACUGCGUCCAUCUUGCUCAACAAGCCCCUUGACCCGUCAUCCGAGGACUACUUCCAGGCUGCCCUCCUCGGAUGGAUGAUUGAGCUCCUCCAGGCCUUCUUCCUCGUCUCCGACGACAUCAUGGAUGCGUCCAAGACGCGCCGUGGGCAGCCCUGCUGGUACCUCAAGCCCGGUGUCGGCAUGGUUGCCAUCAACGAUGCCUUCCUGCUCGAGUCCUCCAUCUAUGUUCUCCUAAAGAAGCACUUCCGCCAGCAUAAGAACUACGUUGACAUGGUGGAGCUCUUCCACGAAGUCAGCUUCCAGACCGAGCUUGGCCAGCAAUGUGACCUGUUGACUGCCCCCGAGGACCACGUCGAUCUCGACAACUUCAGCCUCGACAAGUUCUCCUUCAUCGUCAUCUUCAAGACCGCUUACUAUUCAUUCUACCUCCCUGUUGCCCUUGCUUUGUACUACAUGGGCGCAGCUACCCCUAAGAAUCUCCAAACCUCCUUGGAUAUCCUGAUUCCUAUGGGCGAGUAUUUCCAGGCUCAGGAUGACUACCUUGAUGCGUUCGCCGACCCAGAGGUUCUCGGCAAGAUUGGCACCGAUAUCCAAGACAACAAGUGCUCGUGGGUCAUCAACCAAGCAUUGAAGAAGGUCACCCCGGAGCAGCGAAAGGUGCUCGAGGAGAAUUAUGGCCGCAAGGAUGCGCAAAAGGAGGCCAAGGUCAAGGAGCUCUACCAGGAGCUGAAGCUGGCCGAGUUCUACCAGCAGUGGGAGGAGGAGCGCGUGGCUGAUUUGAAGGCCAAGAUCGCCCAGGUGGACGAGAGCGAGGGCUUGAAGAAGGAGGUCUUUGAAGCGUUCCUCAAGAAAAUUUACAAGCGCAGCAAAUAGAUGCAGCGCGUACCGCCAUACGAUACCCGAGCUGAUUGAUGAUUCACGAUAGAAGGCAGUAAUCUACACAUAGUAAUACCGCAAACCUUGGCGACGUCAGAACUAUUUCGUUCCUCAACGCCCGAACAUAACAGCAAUAAUAGCCAUCGAUGUAGCGAAACCAGGAACAGGGGGUGCACCACCAGCGUAUGGCGCGUAACGUCGGCAGCGCACACCAUCUUGCCCGCCCUCCUAGCUCUACACUUUGGUCCAUGAGACAAGUUGCAAUUCUAGCAGGUAUAUCGCUGUGCGCUCUGCAGCAUUUGCCGUCUGCUCCACCAAUGGGCCGCGCUCAUUUCCCGAUGAUGCGCGGUCACCAUUGAGGUGCUCAAUGGCCACACCACACAUCGAGACCAUAUAAAAUGUCGAC